Molecule: messenger RNA, 168 nt
Organism: Anthostomella pinea
Lineage: Eukaryota; Fungi; Ascomycota; Sordariomycetes; Xylariales; Xylariaceae
Source: the annotation of a GenBank genome assembly
AUGAAGACAACCGCCUUCGCCGCCACCCUACUGGCCCUAUGCGCCUCCCUCGCCAGCGCCGGCGUGGUCAUCACGCCCAUCCACGCUGACCAGGUCGUGGCCAAGUCGGGCGGAGACUGCUUCUUUGGCGUAUCGACGCCGAGCGGAUGCGGGCCUCUACGCGGCUGA